Messenger RNA from Papaver somniferum (opium poppy), 2067 nucleotides. Its product is annotated as beta-glucosidase 22-like. Gene Ontology annotation, biological process: carbohydrate metabolic process. The transcript has 13 exons. The record is from RefSeq and is a predicted model, not a curated record. Bases 94 to 1740 code for a protein of 548 amino acids. NCBI's taxonomy places the organism in Eukaryota, Viridiplantae, Streptophyta, Magnoliopsida, Ranunculales, Papaveraceae. Gene Ontology annotation, molecular function: beta-glucosidase activity.
UUGUUUGAUUCCUUGAAAAGAAGGUAUCUUUUGAGUGCUGGGGAGAGAGUCAAUGAGUGUUUAAUUCCCAGCCAGAGAAUCUAAAAGUGGCAUAUGAAGAUAAGGUACUACUAUAUUACAGUUCAUGAGAGAGAUGAUGAAAAAAAGACAGUACUGGAAGAGAAAGAAAGAGAUAUGCGUACUUCUUUAGUUAUUCUUCUUCUUCAUGUACUUGCAAGUUUUGUGGGAUUCUGUAGUUGCCAGAAUGGGAAUAAUGGUUUCAGCAGGAAUGAUUUCCCAACUGACUUUGUUUUUGGUUCUGGAAGCUCAUCCUAUCAGAUAGAAGGAGCAGUUAAUGAGGAUGGAAGAACUCCGAGCGUAUGGGAUACCUAUACUCAUGCUGGAAAAAUGCCGGACAAAAGCACAGGCGACAUAGCUAUUGAUCAAUACCACAGAUAUAAGGAAGAUGUUCAACUCAUGGUGGACACAGGUUUAGAAGCCUAUAGAUUUUCUAUCUCAUGGCCAAGGCUUAUACCAAAUGGAAGAGGACCUGUUAAUCCAAAGGGUUUAGAGUACUAUAACAACCUCAUCAAUGAACUAAUCAGCCAUGGAAUUCAAGCACAUGUUACACUUUUUCAUUAUGAUCUUCCUCAGCCACUCGAAGACGAAUACGGAGGAUGGUUAAGCCGCAAGAUUGUGAAAGACUUCACAGCAUUCGCUGAAAUCUGUUUUAAAGAAUUUGGUGACCGAGUUUCGACUUGGACCACAAUAAAUGAGCCUAAUGUGUUCGUUAUGGGAGCCUACGACUUGGGAUUUCUGCCGCCGCAAAGAUGUUCCUCACCAUUUGGGAUCUUCAACUGUACAAAUGGUGGAGAUUCCACAACAGAGCCUUACCUAGUUGCGCAUAAUUGUAUUCUAGCUCAUGCAUCAGUAGCAAGAUUGUACAAAAACAAGUACCAGGCUAAACAACAUGGGCUCAUAGGAAUCAACCUCUUCGGUUAUGGUUUAAGUCCCCAAACAAACUCAGUUGAAGAUGUUGCAGCAACUCAAAGGGCCAACGAUUUCUAUAUGGGUUGGUUUGCUAGUCCUUGUGUUUAUGGUGACUAUCCUGAAAUAAUGAAGAGAAAUGUUGGCUCAAGACUUCCUUCUUUCACCUCAUAUGAAGCAAAACUUGUUAGCGGCUCAUGUGAUUUCUUUGGAUUGAACCAUUAUGCUUCGUCUAACGUAAAGGACAAUCCGGAAAGCCUAAAGAUCCAACAAAGAGAUUUAUCUAUGGAUAUGGCUGUGCAGUUCGUAUCUAAUUGGUCGACUGGUAAAGGAUCAGUGUUGCCCGAUCAAUUCCCUGUUACACCGUCGGGGUUGCAAGGACUUCUGGAGUAUUUUAAGCAAGAUUACGGGAAUCCUCCCAUAUAUAUUCAUGAAAAUGGUCAAAGGCUCUUAGCAGCACCACGUGACAAGUCAAUAAAUGAUACAUCGAGAGUGAACUACUUGAAGGGUUACAUUGGAGGUGUGCUUGAUGCUUUGAGGAACGGAUCCAACACAAAAGGUUACUUCACAUGGAGUUUUAUAGACUCAUUCGAAUUGUUAGACGGCUACAGAUCGAACUUUGGCCUUUACUAUGUAGAUUUGGUCAAUGACCCGGAAUUGAAGAGAUAUCCAAAACUUUCAGCACAUUGGUAUUCCAAUUUUCUCAAGGGAGGGUAUAAGAAAACUAGCGUCAUUUCUCUUCAAACUGAUGAAAUUUCUAAGUUCUCAGAUUAGAAAGUUGUGCGUAUUAGGAAGCUUGUCAUCAGAAACCAGGUAUAUUAAGUUCGUGACACUACCCUCAUUGUUACUAGCGAUUCAGUACCUUUUUCAUGGACCUUAUCUAGGCAUAAGCCAUGCAUGGACUUUACAUAUGCAUAGUAAAAUUUAUUUUCCAAUAUGGAGAAUAUGAGAAGUUUGGUUAAUAAGAAUAUAAGAAUCAUACGGGAGUGUUUCUGCCAUUGAUGAUAAUACUCGUUAGACAUUAUUAUUAAUGUAACCCCAAUAAAAUGAGAGAAGUAUUUAAUUAUCAAUACCAUCACUUAUUGUCUAUUUGAUCUCUCA